UUCACGUCGGAUGAACUUGGCGGUACUUAUAUUUCUUUUUUCCUGCGAGGACAAACUAUUUUCUGGCACUGUUACGUAGCAUCGGGUCUAGUACGGUUGGGCAGCGUGGGCGAGGCCCCAUCGAAGGACCGUCAGGGGCACGCGUAGGCACAUUUCGAAGUGGGAUCACGGAUCGUGGGAGAAGGGACUUUCCUUGUAUCCAGUGCCGCGUUCGUCUCAUCAUACGCUGGCAGCCGGUCAAUAGGUUUGGUCGAUACUCCGUCAUCCGUUUCGUUCGAGAAACAGCUUAUCGGUAGGAAAAAGCUUCGCUGUAAAUCAUCAAAGGAUAUGGACAAGUCGCAGACCGCAGUUCUGCUUGUUUCACUGAUCGCGGUCGUGAACGGUGGAUACUAUCAAUCAAGGAUAUUGUCGCCGGCUAACAUAGGUAACGAUCCAUGUUGUGAGUCAUACACUUGCGGAGUUAACGCGAGAUGUACAAUAAGCGAAGGCCGACCAGUGUGUUCCUGCAUGAAUUUGCACAUGGGAGACCCUCUUUCGCGUUGCGUUAGAGUAGAAUGCUUGAUCAACGAAGAUUGCAUCGGGAGCAGAGUGUGCACGAACAACAGGUGCAUAAAUCCGUGCGACGGAUUGUGUGGCGUGAACGCGUUAUGUGAGACCAAAAAUCAUAUUCCAACGUGUUAUUGUCCAUCUGGUCACACCGGCGAUCCUUUCACCUCUUGCCGCAUCGCUGACCCUCAGGCCGCCUGUAAGCCGAGUCCGUGCGGAGUCAACACAAAAUGCGAGGUCGUCAACGAGAUCCCGGUCUGCAGUUGCCUUCCGGGUUUCCGAGGAUCUCCCUUGACCGGCUGCCGCCACGAAUGCGAAAGUGACGACGAAUGCCCUAAUCAUCUUGCCUGCUCGACGAAUUUCAAAUGCGAAAGUCCGUGCAAAUGCGGCGCGAACGCCGAAUGUCAAGUCGUCAAUCAUCUGGCGAAAUGCACUUGCCCGAACAAUUGGUUGGGAAAUCCUUUCGUCUCUUGCCGUCCGGAGUGCACCACGCAUUCGGAAUGUCCAGGCAACAAACCGGCCUGUCUCUACCAGAAGUGCGUGAAUCCCUGCGACGGAGUGUGCGGCGUGAACUCGGACUGCAAUCUGCGUGGCAUUACUCCGGUCUGCAGCUGCCCGAGGCAUAUGACUGGCAAUCCCUUCGUCAGCUGUAGACUGUUCGAAGCGCGUGAUCUGUGCGAGCCGAAUCCCUGCGGCGCGAACGCGAUCUGCACUCCGGGUCACGACAACACCGGAAAGGAGAGGCCGGUGUGCACCUGUCCCACUGGUUACAGAGGCAACGCGUUGACCAGUUGUCAACGAGGCGAGUGUUUCACCGACAGCGAGUGUCCGGACAACAAGGCGUGCAUCGACUUCAAUUGCCAGAAUCCUUGCACCGGGAAGGAGUGCGGACCGACCGCCGAGUGCACGCCCAGGAGGCACAUCGCGGUGUGCACGUGUCCCGACGGAACCCGGGGAGAUGCUCUUUACACUUGCAAUCCGAUCGACAGCAGAUCGGUGUACAAUUAUGGCCGGGCUUAUCGGUAUCGCUACUAUUGAUUAAGAGCCGUUGGGGACAAUGUAGUACGCGCUUUUAUAUCGUGACCAUAUUAAUUUUAUUAACAGCGUUAAUUGUGUACAUAACAAAAUGUAAUAUAUAUGCGAUCCUCUGGCUCCAUUUCCCAUAGACAGAUACCUCUAUUAUUACGCGAUUAUUUGUAUCGGAUUAUACUUAUGACGUAUACGUGUAUAAAAACAAUUGGUAAUUAA
This is a messenger RNA of Ceratina calcarata, 1794 nucleotides long. RefSeq names its product neurogenic locus notch homolog protein 1. NCBI's taxonomy places the organism in Eukaryota, Metazoa, Arthropoda, Insecta, Hymenoptera, Apidae. The transcript is spliced from 6 exons. The record is from RefSeq and is a predicted model, not a curated record. The coding region runs from base 328 to 1584 and encodes 418 amino acids.